This is a messenger RNA of Heterotrigona itama, 1217 nucleotides long. NCBI's taxonomy places the organism in Eukaryota, Metazoa, Arthropoda, Insecta, Hymenoptera, Apidae. The record is from the annotation of a GenBank genome assembly.
AUGGCUGCGGUCACUGCAGUCGGUGCACAUCAGCCGAACAGGCACAAAACGAAAUCUGGGUUUUGUGGUGCACGCUUGCUGCUGCUGUCGGUUGAAACGCGUACAAACGCGGGCCACUUUCAGCUGACGCGUCGAGCGGUGGUGGAGGUGUUGCUGGCUGCAGGCGUGGACGUGAACACGAGGACGUCGGCGGGGACGGCGAUGCACGAGGCGGCGCUGUGCGGCAAGAUGGAAGUGGUGCGAGCGUUGCUGGACCGGGGUGUCGACCUGGGCAUCCGGGACUCGCGGCAGAACACGGUGCUCGAUCUUCUGGGACAGUUCCCGCCACACGUCACUCAGGACAUCACCGCGGUGAUAAAAAGUGCGUAUCCGCCGCGACGCUCGUUUUUUCACUCGCAUCGUGACGCGACGUGUCCCGAGUAAACGAGCUGUGCAAUUAACGAGACACGCCACGAAAGAGAGAGAGAGAGAGAGAGAGAGAGAGAGAAGAGCCUCUUCUCUGUCGCUGUCGAUCGGUCGAUUAUAAGUAGACAGCGAUAACUCUGCGCCGAUGGCAGAGUCUCUGCUCUCGCGCAGAUUUUUCGAAUAUUCGCGCGAUCGAGCCUCACCGUUGGAAAGAUCCAACGCGAUGGCACGUGAAAUCUUGUUAACGACGAUCCAUUCCUGACGAAGGUCCAAACACUGCUCUGUUUGCGGUGAGAGGCUGAUCGCGGUUUCAUUUUGCACCGUUGGUCGACGGUAUUAUUUGUUAAUUCGCCGUGUGUUUGGUCAACGUGUCAGAGCGAUAUGAGAUGAUUCUUAAUUGCGCGUUGAUAGCGAAAACGAUAGGUAAACGACGGUUGCAUAAAAUGUAGGCGCGAAUGUAGGUUGAACGAAUUACGGCGAAUUGGACCAAAUGGACCGUGGAUUCGACACAUGUUUGUCCAUUUGAUGCAAAGACACGCGGCUAUUUCGCUACUUUUUUACGUUGCGUUGAGAUAAUGAACAGCGAGUCGAUGCUGUUUAACAUAUCUGAUCUAGUUAACGAGAUUGUUGAAUAGCUUGAUCUUUCUAGUGAACUCUCAAUCUCAGGCUAAACGUAAUAUUGACGUGAUAUUGCUUCUCUUACAUUUACGUUUUCAUCAUUGUGUCUGUUCUGCCUUUCCUUUCGCUGAGACAGGAAGAAAAUAUACGUGCCAAUAUUUUUCUAUAAAUGCUUUUAUCUAGUAGAAAAAUAA